This is a messenger RNA of Pleurotus ostreatus (oyster mushroom), 2283 nucleotides long. RefSeq names its product nucleolar DEAD-box protein required for synthesis of 60S ribosomal subunit (gene DRS1). The record is from RefSeq and is a predicted model, not a curated record. Gene Ontology annotation, molecular function: ATP binding; RNA helicase activity; nucleic acid binding. Lineage: Eukaryota; Fungi; Basidiomycota; Agaricomycetes; Agaricales; Pleurotaceae. Bases 1 to 2283 code for a protein of 760 amino acids. The transcript is spliced from 8 exons.
AUGGCGGGGGAAUACAUAAUGACUCUGGAGUCUGACGCGGAGGACGAUCCAGUAAAACCCGACAAAUUACCUCCCAACGAAGACACUCAAUUAGAUCCCGACUUCAGUUUCGACGUGACUAGCGACCCAUACGCCGAUAUACUUGGCGAUUCCAGUCAUAUAGCGGACAUUGUGCAGGCUGGUUCAAAGCCGCAACCUAUAUCCGUGGAUGACAUUAUUGCUCGACGGCAAGUUAGGGCUAAACGGAAAAGACAAGAGGUUGAAGACGAAGGUACUAGCGACGAGGAACAUUCGGCCGACUCCCAAGAUGAUGAUUCUGAUACGGACGACGAGUUCGCUUGGCCGGACGCACCAGAUGUUGAGGACCCACUAUCUGCCUCUGAAGGGUCCGAGUCCGACGGUGCUAUGCCAGAGGAUGAAGAAGCCGACUCUGCGGAGGAGGACGAUGCAGACGAUGCUUCGGACGACGGUGAACCCGAGACACAAGCCGAGCUGGACAGGAGGGCAGCAUUCUUCGAUUCCGAGACGACAACCUCCGAUCACCUCACAUCAUUCCUUGCUAUGAACCUCUCUCGACCUCUCAUAAAAGCUAUCACAGCAUUAGGGUAUCACAAACCGACUCCAAUCCAGUCCGCUACAAUCCCUGUGGCUCUCCUUGGAAAAGAUGUGGUUGGAAAUGCCGUCACAGGUUCAGGGAAGACGGCAGCAUUCAUCAUCCCAAUGAUAGAGCGGCUUCUUUAUCGAGAGAAGGGCAAAAAAUCUGCAGCCACCCGUUGCCUUAUUCUUGUACCUACGAGAGAACUUGGUGUCCAGUGUCUCGACGUCGGGAAGAAAUUAGCGUUACACACAGACGUCGACUUUUGCCUUGUCGUCGGCGGGCUAUCGUUAAAGAUCCAAGAGGCUGCGCUGCGAAACAAGCCAGACGUGGUGAUUGCUACACCAGGACGACUUAUUGAUCAUAUACGGAACUCACCAACAUUUACACUCGACGCCCUUGAUAUUCUCGUCUUGGAUGAAGCCGACAGGAUGUUAUCCGACGGAUUCGCAGAUGAGCUCACUGAGAUUGUCAAAUCAUGCCCCAAAUCUCGUCAAACCAUGCUAUUCUCAGCCACAAUGACGGACUCCGUUGACGAGCUAGUAAGAUUAUCACUCGAUAAGCCUGUUCGAUUGUUUGUGGAUCCUAAACGGACAACUGCUCGAGGGUUGGUACAGGAGUUUGUGCGUGUUCGCGCAGGGAAGGAGGCGGAACGCCCUGCUUUGCUUGUAGCCCUCUGCCGGAGAACGUUCAAGUCGAACGUCAUUAUCUUUCUUCGCAGUAAGAAGUUGGCCCAUCAAAUGCGAAUCGUCUUUGGUCUUCUCGGGAUGAAGUGUGAAGAAUUGCAUGGUGAUCUUACCCAGGAGCAGCGUUUGCGAUCCCUUCAGCUAUUCAGGGAUGGAUCUGUGGACUUCCUCAUGGCUACAGAUCUAGCGUCUCGAGGCUUGGAUAUCAAGGGAGUCGAAACGGUCAUCAAUUAUGACAUGCCAAGUCAACUCUCCCAGUAUCUACACCGAGUCGGACGCACGGCGAGAGCUGGCAAGCAAGGACGUUCUGUCACUCUUGUCGGAGAAGCCGAUCGCAAAAUGCUCAAAGCUGCUAUUAAGCGUGGCGCUGGGGAGGAUCAAGUGAGGCAUCGCAUAGUCCCGUCAGAAGCUAUCGCAAAAUGGACGACGAAGCUUGAUUCGCUGAAGAGUGAGAUAGCGGAAAUCAUGAAAGAGGAGCGGGAAGAAAAACAGUUGCGGCAGGCCGAGAUGGAACUCAAAAAAGGUCAGAAUAUGAUCGAGCAUAAAGAUGAGAUCUUUUCUCGGCCCGCUCGGACAUGGUUUCAAAGUAGCGCACAGAAAGAGCAAGCGACAGUGCUUGGGAAACAACAACAUCAAGGCAAUGACCCCAAGAAACAGUCUUCCAAAGGCGAGGAUGUCAAGCCUAAACGAGAUAAAUUUUCUGGCCUUUCAAGGAAGGCCAAACGGAGGAAGAUGGCGAGAGAAGAGGACGAAGCUGUUGGGGACGGGAAGGCCCUGAAUGCUGCCAUACGAUCAGCCAAAAAGGCCUCUCGUCCCAGCAAGAUUGGUCUUCCAGAUACAGCCUCUCGGCACGCCAAAAGCAAAGGCGCCGCGCGGAAGAAGUCCCGCGUCGGGUUUGAGAAGGACUUAGGGCAACGGAAUACCGAGGGCACUCGAGCAAAAAAGGGAGAUUCAAUUGGAGGGAUGGGCAAAAAGGCUUCUAAGCGGAGGAAGCUCAAGUAA